This is a messenger RNA of Ilex paraguariensis (yerba mate), 612 nucleotides long. The record is from the annotation of a GenBank genome assembly. NCBI's taxonomy places the organism in Eukaryota, Viridiplantae, Streptophyta, Magnoliopsida, Aquifoliales, Aquifoliaceae.
AUGGCUACAAUGACUGCAAGUGCUAGUGCCAUCUCACCUCAGCUACCUAUAGGUAAUUUAUCCCUUAUCAGUAUGGCUGCAUUGGCGUCAAGUGCUGUUUUCUCAGUUAAGAUAAAACCAGUGACAAUUGAUGAUCUGUUCGAGGGGCAGAAUCCCUUGAAUAAGCAUACUGGAUCUGGUCGUGUGCGGUUUUGUACACAAUUUCUACCUUUCGACAGUAGCAGGGUGGCCAUCCGGGCACGUGCUCAAAGUAUUGAUACAAGAAGACCCAUCACUCUUGCUACUAGAAUGCAGUCUGCUUCUUCAAUAUGUGCAGCAGCUUUAGAUGCCAGAUGUGCUGCACUCCAAACCCAGCCCAGACACACAGCACAGCAUCAAAAGACAAAAUCCAAUGCUUCAUCUAGUGAUGUGCUAAAGACACCAAAACUUGAUACAAGUGGGCCUACAUUACCACCUGAUGGCGGUGGUGGAGGUGGUGGGGGAGGUGGCGGUGGAGAAAACUGGUCAGGCGGAUUUUUUCUUUUUGGAUUCCUUCUUUUUCUAUCAUAUCUAAAAGAUCUGGAAAAUAAGAGGGGCUACAAAGAAUAUAGUAGAGGAGGAGUAGAAUAUUGA